AUGCGGCCGGGGCCGGGAGGCUGCUGCUGCCGCCGUGCGCCGCGGGCGAACGGCUGCGUGGCGAACGGGGAGGUGCGGAACGGGUACGUGAGGAGCGGCGCCGCUGCCAGCCAGAUCCAUCAUGUUACACAAAAUGGAGGAUUGUAUAAAAGACCAUUUAAUGAAGCUUUUGAAGAAACUCCUAUGCUGGUUGCUGUGCUCACAUAUGUGGGAUAUGGUGUACUCACCCUCUUUGGAUAUCUUCGUGAUUUCUUAAGGCAUUGGAGAAUUGAGAAGUGUCACCAUGCAACAGAAAGAGAAGAACAAAAGGACUUUGUGUCAUUGUAUCAAGAUUUUGAAAACUUCUAUACAAGGAACCUCUACAUGAGGAUAAGAGACAACUGGAAUCGGCCGAUCUGCAGUGUGCCUGGGGCCAGGGUGGACAUCAUGGAGAGGGAGUCGCAUGAUUACAACUGGUCGUUCAGGUAUACAGGGAAUAUUAUUAAAGAUGUUAUAAACAUGGGUUCCUACAACUAUCUUGGAUUUGCACGGAACACUGGAUCGUGUCAGGAAGCAGCUGCCAAAGUGCUGGAGGAGUAUGGAGUGGGAGUAUGCAGCACGCGGCAGGAGAUUGGAAACCUGGACAAGCAUGAAGAACUAGAGAAGCUUGUAGCAAGGUUCUUGGGAGUGGAAGCUGCUAUGGCAUAUGGCAUGGGCUUUGCAACGAAUUCAAUGAAUAUUCCUGCUCUUGUUGGCAAAGGUUGCCUGAUUCUAAGUGAUGAGCUGAACCACGCAUCACUGGUUCUUGGAGCCAGACUGUCGGGCGCGACCAUUCGGAUCUUCAAACACAACAACAUGCAAAGCCUAGAGAAGCUGUUGAAAGAUGCCAUUGUCUAUGGUCAGCCCCGGACACGAAGGCCCUGGAAGAAAAUUCUGAUCCUUGUAGAAGGAAUAUAUAGCAUGGAAGGCUCUAUUGUUCGCCUUCCUGAAGUGAUUGCCCUCAAGAAGAAAUACAAGGCGUACUUGUACCUGGAUGAAGCCCACAGCAUUGGGGCCUUGGGCCCCACUGGUCGAGGCGUGGUGGAAUACUUUGGCCUGGACCCUGAGGAUGUAGACGUUAUGAUGGGCACGUUCACAAAGAGCUUUGGUGCUGCUGGAGGAUACAUCGGAGGCAAGAAGGAGCUGAUCGACUACCUGCGAACCCACUCUCACAGUGCAGUGUACGCCACGUCACUAUCACCCCCUGUCGUAGAGCAGAUCAUCACCUCCAUGAAGUGCAUCAUGGGGCAGGAUGGCACCAACCUCGGCCGAGAAUGUGUGCAGCAGUUGGCUGAGAACACCCAGUACUUUCGGAGACGCCUCAAGGAGAUGGGCUUCAUCAUCUACGGCAACGAGGACUCGCCCGUGGUGCCGCUGAUGCUCUACAUGCCUGCCAAGAUCGGCGCCUUUGGGCGGGAGAUGCUGAAGCGGAACAUUGGUGUUGUCGUCGUUGGAUUUCCUGCAACCCCAAUUAUUGAGUCCAGAGCCCGGUUCUGCCUGUCAGCAGCUCAUACCAAAGAAAUCCUUGACACCGCUCUAAAAGAGAUAGACGAAGUGGGGGACCUUUUGCAGCUCAAGUACUCCCGUCGGCGGCUGGUGCCUCUGCUGGACAGGCCCUUUGAUGAGACCACAUACGAAGAGACAGAAGACUGAGCCUUUCUGGUGCUCCUGUAGAGGAACUCACCCCCCUACCACCACCACCACCCCAGGACAGGCUGUGGCCUUCUGAGCCCAUUCCAGGAACCACAUGCGCGUGGCCAUCUCAUGGGAAAGACACAUCCUCGACUACUGAAGGUGGCCACCUCCGCUCAAAAUGGCAUUUUGUAAAUAGUAAAAAACUGCUUCACAUGCUAAAUCUCACCUUGACAGACGAAGGUGACUCACUUUGCUUUCUUUGUCCAUUAAAAAAUGUUUUAUUUUAUAGCUAUUCUACUUGUGAAAUCACACUGACCCUAGCCUGUCUCUGGCUGCCCACACAGGCCACACCCUCUUCCAGCCUCCUUGCAGAUGUGGGCCCAUCAGGCCCUGCCACUGGCCCUGGCUACACAGCCUUGAGACUCGCUGGCCUCCUCCCUCGGGAGCAAGUGCCUUCCACCUACUUCCAUCCAGGCCUCUGGGGGCCUAUUAACCAGCCAAGUCAUCAGCCAGGGUAUUUGCCCUUGAAUCUUAAGUUUAGGUUUUCAAGGAAAACUGUAAACAACAGCACUGCAGAAAGGCUCAUUUGCAAGUCCCUGGCCAAGGGCCUCCCAAGACUUUGGUCUCACCUCCAUUCUGUUCUGGUCACUGGGUGAUUUCUUCCUUCACCAUCCAGUAUUUCUUCAGAAUUGCCACAGUCCCAGGGCAUGUCCACAUUCUGGGAUCUUUCUAGACUCUACCCCGAACACAUCCCAAUCCCGUUUGAAACACGUGUUUUUUGUUUGUUUUUGUUUGUGUGUGUGUGUGUGAGAAAGCAGGAUUUAUUGAGAGGAAAA
This is a messenger RNA of Carlito syrichta (Philippine tarsier), 2489 nucleotides long. It is a transcript of the gene SPTLC2, whose product is annotated as serine palmitoyltransferase long chain base subunit 2. NCBI's taxonomy places the organism in Eukaryota, Metazoa, Chordata, Mammalia, Primates, Tarsiidae. The transcript has 12 exons. Gene Ontology annotation, molecular function: serine C-palmitoyltransferase activity; pyridoxal phosphate binding. Bases 1 to 1671 code for a protein of 556 amino acids. The record is from RefSeq and is a predicted model, not a curated record. Gene Ontology annotation, cellular component: serine palmitoyltransferase complex. Gene Ontology annotation, biological process: sphingosine biosynthetic process; ceramide biosynthetic process.